Molecule: messenger RNA, 1139 nt
Organism: Macaca mulatta (Rhesus monkey)
Lineage: Eukaryota; Metazoa; Chordata; Mammalia; Primates; Cercopithecidae
Gene: CRYAB
Product: crystallin alpha B
Biological process (GO): protein refolding; negative regulation of apoptotic process; response to heat
Cellular component (GO): nucleus; cytoplasm
Molecular function (GO): structural constituent of eye lens
Source: RefSeq, a predicted model, not a curated record
CCCAUUUAUUACAUUUUUUUCAUGCACUGUCAAGUUCAUCCUCCAUCCCCUAACUUCUCUGCAGGGUACCCCUUUCUGGUUUGGUUCAUAACAAUCUGCAGGGAAAGAGCUGCCUUCAAACUCCUUUGCUCAUCUCUUCUAACACCAUGGACUCUUGACCAAUUUUACCAUCUCAGGUGUCAGAGCCAGGAGAGAGCCCUGCCUCACCCUGCCUGAGCUGUUCACCCUCAUGGGCAUUUUCUGCCUUUUUAUUCCCUCUUCUGUGAUUUUCUGGGUUUCUCAGGGCUGUGACAGGGCAUUGGCCUGGGUCCAACCAAGCCUUAUGAGGAAACAAUAUAGGGACCCCCACUCGUCCUAAGAGGGUGAGAGAACAGGGUGAACAUAUAAGGUUGACAGAAGCUGUCACAGAUAACGCUCUGGUUUAAAAAUAUUCGAGUGUGAGUAAACAGGAGAUGAGUGGGCAAGGGCUUUGGAAGGACAAGCAGGACCAGCAGAACAUUCCAGAUUGGGUGGGUGGAAAACUGGCAAAGAGACCUGAGCCAGAAGAAGAGGCCUUUGUCUCACAGACAAACCACAAAGCCAGGCAUCGGAGCCAGAGAGGCAGCAGAUGCCAGGCCUGCACCCAUCCUUGCGACUGGUCCCCUGGGUGAUCUGUCUUCUUCUCUGUCCCUAUGCGCCUGGAGAAGGACAGGUUCUCUGUCAACCUGGAUGUGAAGCACUUCUCCCCAGAGGAACUCAAAGUUAAGGUGUUGGGAGAUGUGAUUGAGGUGCAUGGCAAACAUGAAGAGCGCCAGGAUGAACAUGGUUUCAUCUCCAGGGAGUUCCACAGGAAAUACCGGGUCCCAGCUGAUGUGGACCCUCUCACCAUUACUUCAUCCCUGUCAUCUGAUGGGGUCCUCACUGUGAAUGGACCAAGGAAACAGGUCUCUGGCCCUGAGCGCACCAUUCCCAUCACCCGUGAAGAGAAGCCUGCUGUCACCGCAGCCCCCAAGAAAUAGAUGCCCUUUCUUGAAUUGCAUUUUUUAAAACAAGAAAGUUUCCCCGCCAGUGAAUGAAAGUCUUGUGACUAGUGCUGAAGCUUAUUAAUGCUAAGGGCAGGCCCAAAUUAUCAAGCUAAUAAAAUAUCAUUCAGCAACAGA